Puntigrus tetrazona (Sumatra barb) is the source of this 1885-nucleotide messenger RNA. RefSeq names its product citrate lyase beta like (gene clybl). Gene Ontology annotation, molecular function: (S)-citramalyl-CoA lyase activity. The transcript is spliced from 8 exons. The record is from RefSeq and is a predicted model, not a curated record. Gene Ontology annotation, biological process: regulation of cobalamin catabolic process. The coding region runs from base 41 to 1069 and encodes 342 amino acids. NCBI's taxonomy places the organism in Eukaryota, Metazoa, Chordata, Actinopteri, Cypriniformes, Cyprinidae.
UGCAGCCAAUAGGAACAUCUCGUGUGAGGAAGCUGAAGACAUGGCGCUACGCAUAGGACGUGUUUACAGAAAAGAGUCUGUGUUGGGGAUAAGUCGCCUACUUUUAUCGGCUGUUCCCUGUUGUCAGUCCAGCCAGCGUUCCCACCAUACUCCUGGCACCUCUCUGAAGUACAUACCACGCCGCGCCGUGCUGUAUGUUCCCGGCAACGACGAAAGAAAACUGCGGAAACUGACUUCUCUGGAUGUGGACUGCGCCGUUCUCGACUGUGAGGAUGGAGUCGCCCUCAACAAGAAGGAUGCAGCUCGGAAAACCAUCCCAAAGAUGCUGGCUGAGCUGGAUCUGGGGCGUACGGAGAAGUGUGUGCGGGUGAACUCGGUGUCCAGCGGCCUGGCUGAAGCUGACAUGGAGGUUAUUCUGCAGGCAGACGUGCUUCCCACAGCUCUCAUGCUGCCAAAGGUGGAGGACACAGGAGAGGUGCAGUGGUUUGUUGACAGGUUUCAGCGAUACUUAAAAGGCAGGGAGCUCGAGGAACCCAUUCGUUUGGUCACCUUUGUGGAAACUGCUGUGGGUUUGCUGAAUUUUAAGGCAGUGUGUGAAGCACUUCGAGAUCUUGGGCCAAAGACAGGUCUUCAUCAUGACGGAGUUGUCUUCGGGUCAGAUGACUUCUGUGCCAGCAUAGGAGCCACACGCACUAAAGAUGCUAAAGAACUCCUGUAUGCCCGGCAGAAAGUGGUGGUCACAACCAAAGCGUUCGGUCUGCAGGCGAUCGACCUUGUUUACAUCGACUAUCAGGAUGUGGAAGGACUGAGGCAGCAGGCCAGAGAGGGUGUGCUUAUGGGCUUCACUGGAAAACAAGUGAUUCACCCGAACCAAAUCAAGGUUGUUCAAGAGGAAUUUGCCCCCAGUCCAGAAAGAAUCAAGUGGGCCGUGGACCUGAUCGCGGCAUUCGAGGAGCAUCAGAAGUUGGGAAAGGGGGCUUUCACCUUUCAUGGCAGUAUGAUUGACAUGCCAUCUCUGAAGCAAGCUCAGAACAUUGUCACGAUGGCUUCAACUGUUCAGGGAAAGUGAGCCAAACCUGAGUUCCUCAGACAUCAAAAUCCGCACCAUGCUGGCUGUGCCGUGCACUUCACGUCAAGAGCUAAAAACGACCUGCAUUUGUUUAACGGCAACGGAGAUGAUGUUCUAGUAGAUGUGUUGAUUUUAGAUUAAUUGACUGAUUGUUUUGCCUUCUGAAAGUCCUGCUGCAUUACCAUUUUCUGCAUUAGUUUGCAUUUGUGUGUGCGUCCCGGCCGCCCCCCUGCCUCUCUGGUGUCAUGGCAGACGAUUGGCCGUGGUAAAGGUUGUACGCGCCCAACGAAAGGGCAAACAAACAGAGCUGCCCUGCCGUCGAGCUUCCAUUCAGCCUGAAGGCUCCUCCAGGCCCCGGAACAUCAAAGCGCUAUUUGCCAAGAAGCGGCCGCGAAUUUACUAAAACCAACACUGAGAGAAUGAGCCUGUGAGCCCGCUCUAAAAUGUAGCUCUUUGUUUCACGGCACUCAGCAAGCCAGUUUGUUCUUGAAGACGAGGCUUGAAUGAGUCUGCAGCCUGGCAUAAGCUCUACGCGGCGUGCCACACGCUCUCUCGCAAACACGUACACAAAGGGCUCCGCGAGGGCUCGCUCUAUGUAAAUAUCAGCAUUUUUCCAUGGCUUUGUUACCCGGUCAGCGGUUCCCAUCUCUCCAUCCAGCUUCGAAGUCACCGUGAACAUGGCCAAGUGCUCAAAAGACGUGCCGCCGUUGUCCAUUUCACCAGUGGUUCCUCACACACACUUUGUCGAGAAUGCCUCUUUUGAAAUAAAACUCCAGGAUGUCAUUCCCAGUGAAUGACCAUCCUUUCCACCCUUGA